AUGAAUAAUCAAUUACAGAACCUCUACGCCAAGAAUGCACUUGACAAGGAUGAUUCGUUUCGCUUGGUUUCUCUUCAACCGGGGCGUCAUAAUACCCCGCUCACGCUCCGUCUUCUCAACACCAAGCUUGGUGAGGCUCAGCCUUACGAGGCAGUUUCCUAUGUUUGGGGAGACGUGAAAGAUCUUGUACCAGUCAGUGUUCAAGGUGACAUAGACACGUUGACUCAGGCCCUUAUAUCGCAGAGCUGUCACGCGGCCUUGAGUAGUUUCCGAUAUUCCAAUUCACCUCGACUACUCUGGAUUGAUUCGAUCUGCAUCGAUCAAGAUUCGGCUAUUGAAAAAAACCAUCAGCUAAGCCUUAUGGCACGCAUUUACAAGAAUGCAUCACAAGUCUUGGUCUAUCUCGGACCAGGAUCGCCUGAUAGCGAUGCCGCCAUAAGAUGCAUCCGCGAAAUUGAUGAACCAUCCAACGACGAUGGUUACGGGGCUGUAGAAUCUUCUGCGGCCAUUCAGGAGAACCAAAGUGCUGUAAGCAAUCUACUCAAGAGGCCGUGGUUCUUUCGUGUUUGGGUCCUUCAAGAGAUCACCUUUGCGCAAAAGGCCACUGUGAUCUGCGGUGACAACCAACUCAAUUGGGAAAGCUUCAAGACGUUUGUCCAUUGGAAUGUGAACGCGGGCUGGGUUCAAAGACUCCCGUUCUCAGUUACGUAUGCUGUUUCGCCCAAUCCGUACGUUUUGCACGUUACAUACGGCGAAAGACUCUUAAGAAUAUUAGAAGACACAAGGACCUGUGGUGCCACUGAUCCAAGGGACAAGCUAUACGCUAUUCUCCCUCUAUUGGAUCGACAUCAUGAAGAGAUGAAGGAGGAGCUUGAGGAGUAUAAGGAACGUUGGGAUUAUAACGAACAAGAACUGCAGGAACUGGCAAUUCGGCAACGACGUCUGAAUGUUCAAGUCGAUUACAGUCAUUCUGUGUCCCGGGUGUAUACUGACCUUGCGAUCUUGCUGAUGGGUUCAGUCGGUCUCGACAUUCUCUCAUAUGUAGUCAAGGAAUCAGCUAUGCCAGGGCUGCCAACAUGGGUCCCAGACUGGAGCGUCAUUUCUCCCUACUGGGCUGCCACUCAAAAGCACGCUGCAGGGAGAUACAAACCGCUUGCAGGGUUUGAAAAUAGGCCCACUCAGUACAUUUGGGGUUGGAAGAUGCUACAUUCUCAUCUCAUCGAUACAUGGACGAUCUCAGGAUAUACGUCUGUCAAUGACCAGCCAUCCAGACAGCUUCAUGUCCAGGCUGUCAGCCUGGGUAAGAUUGAGAGAAUUGGCGAUCUUUGUGAUAUUGGGAAGAAUUGCUUCCCCGUUGGACAGUGGGAAAAGAUAGUACCGGACGAGUCGUAUCUCGAACACAGCAAAAUACCGGACGAUAUAGCUGACGAGGAGUUUCACAAGUGGCAUAGCAGCACCUUGUCCCUGUCAAAAUUUCUCAGAACUCUAACAUUAGAUGAUGUUGUUUACCCCGAGGUCGCCAAAGCUGCGGUGAGUCAUAUCAAGCGGUAUAACGGAGAGGCUCUUAAGGAUGACGAAGGAAAGUGGAUGUGUUUUGGGGAACUGAUUGAGAAGGAUAAAGAAAGGAUACCACUUAUGGACAUCUUUCAGGGGACCGGGAGCUUUGAGAAACAGGCCAUGAGGAUCUUGAAGCGUUGCGAUGGAAAGAGACUGUGCAUACUCAGUAACGGACGCAUUGGUCUUGCGGACGACAGGGCCCAAGUGGGUGAUGAGGUUUUUGUAGUUCAGGGUGCUAGUGUACCUUUUAUAUUCAGAAGGAUGACAUCCAAUAGAGGAAGAGAUGGUGCUUCUGAGCAAGUGUUUACCUUGGUGGGUGGCGCCUUUGUACUUGGUGUUAUGAACGGCGAGAUAUGGGACCUUGUACAGACAGGCGAGGUACAGAGAGAAAAUCUUACUGUUAGAUAA
Molecule: messenger RNA, 1965 nt
Organism: Fusarium proliferatum ET1
Lineage: Eukaryota; Fungi; Ascomycota; Sordariomycetes; Hypocreales; Nectriaceae
Exons: 1
Coding region: 1-1965 (654 amino acids)
Source: RefSeq, a predicted model, not a curated record